AUGGAUCUCUUUAGACGGGCCGUCAAGGCCAUCCCCUCAACAACGCCGCAACUGCCCACCGCCGACGAGAAGCCUGCCACGAAGCAUGCUCGCCAGAACAGACUGACGUCGCGCCUCGCCUUCUUCAGAAGACCUCUGCGGCUCCGCGGCAAUUCGAGCAUCUCGGUUCCUCUCGGCGUUGUCAUCCUCUUUCCUCUGAUCGUCGUCAUCCUCAUCCUCGUACUAUUCGUCAGACACCCCAGCUCGCCUGGGAGGAUAUUGAUGCCCGCGGGUGCGCCCCCCGCCAUCAGGAAAAUCAGUGAAGAGCAUGACAAGGUGUUCGUUACCGGAUGCCUCGAGCCCGACACGAGCAGACCCAGGGCCAACGGUGCCUUCGUCGUCCUGGCCCGCAAUAAGGAGCUGGACGGUGUCAUCCAGUCGAUCAAAUCCAUCGAGCGUCACUUCAACCGCUGGUACCACUACCCUUAUGUCUUCCUGAACGACGGCGACUUCAACGAGACCUUUAAGGAGGUCGUCAGGAACUACACUUCUGCCCCCGUCGAGUUUGGCAAGGUUGGCCCUGAUAUGUGGGGCUACCCCGACUGGAUUGAUCACAAGGUCGCCAAGGAGGGUAUCGCCAAGCAGGGCGACGCCGCCGUCAUGUACGGUGGCUUGGAGAGCUACCACGCCAUGUGUCGUUUCUACUCUGGAUUCUUCUACAAGCACGAGCUCCUCGCCAAGUACAACUGGUACUGGCGUCUUGAGCCCGAGAUCAAGUACUUCUGUGACAUUACCUAUGAUCCCUUCUGGGCCAUGAUCGACGCCAACAAGACUUACGGCUUCACCAUCGCCGUCAAGGAGCUCCGCGAGACUGUUCCCAAUAUCUUCCGCUACGCCUCCGCCUACAAGCGACUCAAGGGCCUCAAGUCCAAGGGCUUGUGGGAGAUGUUCGUUGACCCUGUCGAGAAGAAGGAGGAGCCGCCUACCGACCAAAGCCCUCUCCCUGAGGAGGUCCUGCGCAGCGACCCGAACCGCAACAACCUUCCCGAGAUUGACCCCGAGGCCAUGGAAGGCGAAUCGUACAACAUGUGCCAUUUCUGGUCAAACUUUGAGAUUGCCAGCCUUGACUGGUUCCGCAGCAAGGAGUACGAGGAGUUCUUCGAGAUGAUGGACCGCAGUGGAGGCUUCUGGAUGGAACGCUGGGGUGAUGCCCCUAUCCACUCCUUGGCUGCCGGCGCCCUCCUCGCACCCCGCGACAUCCACUACUUCCGCGACUUUGGUUACCGGCACACCACCAUCCAGCACUGCCCUGCGAACGCCCCGGCCAGACAACUGCCCAGAGAACCCUACCUUGAGAAGACCACGCUCGACGAGAAGAAGCGUAUCGAAGAAGACAAGUACUGGGAAGACUGGGACGCUGAGAAGGAGAACGGAGUCGGAUGCAGAUGCAGAUGCGACACAGACAUUGUCGACGUCGAGGGCAAGGAGGGAUCGUGCCUCGCCGAAUGGGUUGAUGUCGCAGGUGGAUGGGCCAGCCCGUAA
Colletotrichum graminicola M1.001 is the source of this 1521-nucleotide messenger RNA. Its product is annotated as glycolipid 2-alpha-mannosyltransferase. The coding region runs from base 1 to 1521 and encodes 506 amino acids. The record is from RefSeq and is a predicted model, not a curated record. The transcript is spliced from 5 exons. Gene Ontology annotation, cellular component: Golgi apparatus; membrane. Gene Ontology annotation, molecular function: alpha-1,2-mannosyltransferase activity. Lineage: Eukaryota; Fungi; Ascomycota; Sordariomycetes; Glomerellales; Glomerellaceae. Gene Ontology annotation, biological process: protein N-linked glycosylation; cell wall mannoprotein biosynthetic process.